AUGGGUAGAAGAACACACACAGUUGUCGUGAUGGAGAGCGGAACACCCAUCUCUCAGGAGGAGCUGGAGGAGCUCAGAGAAGCUUUCACUAAAAUCGACGUGGACAAUAACGGCUUCAUCAGUAAAGAGGAGCUGAACGAGCUGUUCCGAGCCGCUAACCUCUCUCUGCCCGGAUACCGCAUCCGAGAGAUGGUCCAGGAGAUGACGCAGGACAGCAACCAGCUCUCCUUCCAGCAGUUCACACAGAUGGUGCACGGCCUGAAGAGCACAGAGGUGGCCAAGACCUUCAGGAAAGCCAUCAACAAGAAGGAGGGAAUCUGCUCCGUGCGAGGGACCUCAGAGCAGUCAGGGACCCAGCACUCAUACUCAGAGGAGGAGAAGGUGGCGUUUGUGAACUGGGUGAACAAGGCUCUGGAGAAAGAUGGCGACUGUGACCACGUUCUGCCCAUGGACCCCUGCACCAACCAGCUGUUCAGUGCAGUGGGAGACGGCAUCGUGCUCUGUAAGAUGAUAAACCUGUCUGUCCCUGACACCAUCGAUGAACGAACCAUCAACAAGAAGAAGCUGACUCCCUUCACUAUCCAGGAGAACCUGAACCUGGCCCUGAACUCUGCGUCUGCCAUCGGCUGUCAUGUGGUGAACAUUGGGGCUGAGGACCUGAAAGAGGGCAGGCAGCACCUGGUGCUGGGGCUGCUGUGGCAGGUCAUCAAGAUCGGACUGUUCGCCGACAUUGAGCUGAGCCGCAACGAAGCUCUGAUCGCUCUGCUGAGGGACGGUGAGAGUCUGGAGGACCUGAUGAAACUGUCCCCAGAGGAACUGCUGCUGCGCUGGGCCAACCACCACCUGCAGGAGGCCGGCUGCUCCAGGAUCAACAACUUCAGCUCCGAUAUCAAGGACUCUAGAGCGUACUACAACCUGCUGAACCAGGUUUCUCCGAAGGGCGAUGAGGACGGAGUUCCCCCAGUGGCCAUCGACAUGUCCGGGCUCAAGGAGAAGGAUGACCUGAAGCGUGCGGAGCAGAUGUUGGAGCAGGCCGAACGUCUGGGCUGCAGACAGUUCGUGAUGCCUCCAGACGUGGUCCGAGGAAACCCCAAACUCAACCUCGCCUUCGUGGCCAACCUGUUCAACAAGUACCCGGCGCUGAAGAAGCCCGAGAACCAGGACAUCGACUGGAGCUCCGUGGAGGGGGAGACGCGUGAGGAGCGGAUGUUCAGAAACUGGAUGAAUUCUCUGGGAGUGAACCCUCGAGUGAACCGCCUCUACACAGACAUCAACGACGCCUUGGUGAUCUUCCAGCUGUAUGAACAGAUCAAAGUUCCUGUGAACUGGGACAAAGUGAACAAACCUCCCUACAGCAAACUGGGCAGCAACAUGAAGAAGCUGGAGAACUGUAACUACGCCGUGGAGCUGGGGAAGAACGAGGCCAAGUUUUCUCUGGUUGGAAUCGCAGGACAAGAUCUGAACUCAGGGAAUCGCACCCUCACCCAGGCGUUACUAUGGCAACUCAUGAGGAGAUACACUCUGAAAAUCCUGGAGGACCUGGGCGACGGGCAGAAGGUCACCGACGACACCAUUGUCUCCUGGGUCAAUCAGACUCUGACACAAGCUGGAAAAACCUCCAUCUCCAGCUUCAAGGACCUGUCCAUCAGCAGCAGUAUCCCUGUGAUUGACCUGAUCGAUGCCAUCAGACCUGGAUCCAUCCGCUACGAGCUCCUGAAGACAGAGGACCUCACUGACGAAGAGAAACUCAACAACGCCAAAUACGCCAUUUCAAUGGCGAGAAAAAUCGGCGCCAGAGUCUACGCUCUGCCCGAGGAUCUGGUGGAAGUCAAGCCCAAGAUGGUGAUGACGGUCUUCGCCUGCCUGAUGGCCAGAGGACUCUAG
Knipowitschia caucasica is the source of this 1884-nucleotide messenger RNA. The record is from the annotation of a GenBank genome assembly. NCBI's taxonomy places the organism in Eukaryota, Metazoa, Chordata, Actinopteri, Gobiiformes, Gobiidae.